CCCCACGGUUUCCGCCCUUUCACCACUGCCUUCCUGCAUUCUUCAAUUCUCACGUCACGCUCUCUCGGUCGCCCGCUAUUUCGCAUUGUUGCCACCACCGUGACCUAAGCUGAGCUUUCGGGUUGCGAGCGACGCUGUUAGUUGCCGGUGCCGCUCGGGAGGAUUGCGCGCUAGAGCUCGGGUCGUCAGGGGGUGUGAAGUAGCUUUCUGUGGAAGCGCAUUUUUCAGUUUAGCACUGGUUUUUGAAGGGAACGCUUUCUGUGUCGGUUGAAGAUGGAGGAAAUAACAGAAGGGGUGGCUGAUAUGAGCGUGUAUGAUGCGCACAAGAAGAACCGGAUUCAAGUUUCGAACACCAAGAAACCAUUAUUCUUUUAUGUCAACCUUGCGAAGAGAUAUAUGCAACAGCAUGAAGAAGUGGAAUUGUCAGCCUUGGGAAUGGCAAUUGCUACGGUGGUCACGGUGGCUGAGAUACUAAAGAACAACGGUUUGGCAAUCGAGAAGAGAAUUCUAACCUCAACGGUGGACAUGAAAGAUGAGACCAGGGGUCGGCCCAUUCAAAAAGCUAAGGUCGAGAUUAUUCUGGGAAAGUCGGAACACUUCGAUGAGUUGAUGGCCGCUGCAGCAGAAGAGCGAGAGUUAGCUCCUGAGGAGGAUCAGGUUGGCCCCUGACGUAGACUUCCCUGUAGUUAGGUGUAGAGUAGACAGUGGCUCACAUCUCCCUCCAUACAUUGUACAUGUCGAUUUUGACAGCUUCAAAGUUCAAUGAAAUCUUUGAUGCCCUUGAGCACAUCGGACAAUUUUGCCAGGGUGAUUAUACGA
Physcomitrium patens is the source of this 819-nucleotide messenger RNA. RefSeq lists its product as uncharacterized. Gene Ontology annotation, cellular component: nucleus. NCBI's taxonomy places the organism in Eukaryota, Viridiplantae, Streptophyta, Bryopsida, Funariales, Funariaceae. Gene Ontology annotation, molecular function: RNA binding. The record is from RefSeq and is a predicted model, not a curated record.